GGCUCCGGCUCCUUCCCCCGCCCACCCAGGCGGCGCUGUCCCUGACCGAGCUGCGGGAGUGAGGGUUCAGAGAUGGGCAGUGAGAAGGAGCAGAGUCCAGAAGCACACCUGCCUGAGGAAGGGGAAGGGGAGAAGCCUUGGAGAGUGGAUGGCUCAGAGGGUUCUCAGAUCAUACCUGGGGAGGAACAUGGGCAGGCAAGUCUGUCGAAGGGUCUUCAAGGAACACAUUCAAAAAUGCCUUGGCAGAAAGCCACUGCCCAAGCUGGAGGCCCUGGGAACCCCAUUGCUUUUCCAAGCCCAGAGGCGGAUGAGAAGCCUUUUAUAUGUGUGCAGUGUGGCAAAACCUUCAACAAUACCUCCAACCUGAGAACACACCAGCGGAUCCACACUGGUGAGAAGCCAUACAAGUGUUCGGAGUGUGGCAAGAGCUUCUCCCGAAGCUCCAACCGCAUCCGGCACGAGAGGAUCCACCUGGAAGAGAAGCACUACCAGUGUGCUAAGUGUCAGGAGAGCUUUCGGCGGCGCUCAGACCUCACUACUCACCAGCAAGACCACCUGGGCCAGCAGCCGUACCGCUGUGACAUCUGUGGCAAGGGCUUUAGUCAGAGUGCCACGCUGGCUGUCCAUCGCCGAACCCACCUGGAGCCCGCUCCUUACAUCUGCUGCGAGUGUGGGAAGAGCUUCAGCAACAGCUCCAGCUUUGGGGUACACCACCGUACCCACACGGGUGAGAGGCCUUAUGAGUGCACCGAGUGUGGACGGACGUUCAGCGAUAUCUCCAACUUUGGUGCACACCAGAGGACGCACAGAGGGGAGAAGCCGUACCGCUGCACUCUGUGUGGGAAGCACUUCUCUCGAAGCUCCAACCUCAUCCGACACCAGAAGACACACUUGGGCGAGCAGGAUGAGAAAGAUUCUAGCUAAAGGAGAGCCCUGCUUAGAGAGUGGGGGAGAGCAUAGAGCCCACCUCCAUAGGAGAAGGAGGCCUUAAGGACCUGCUGUAGCCACCUGGCCUGCAAACCCUUCCCUUUGUAGAAUGGUCCCUUGUUGCCUUUGAAGUCAGGGAAUCCUGCCUCCUCCCAGGCAGUUUCUUGCCUUGGAAAAUCAGAGUGCCCAGUCUUCACUUCCUCAGGGGUGGAGAAAGUGGGAUAGACUCAGGACUUGCGCUUGUCAUUGGGACAUCAGUCCCUGGCUUUGUGGGACGUGCCUGAGAUGGUGUCACUGUCUGCGGGUCCUUUAAAGCCAUCUAGCUUCAGACACACCGCAGUGCCCUGUGAGUUCCUACCUGCUGUGCCUCAUCCAACACAACUUCUAGAGCCCUAGGCCCGGAGGCGUGGCCUCUGUUGGAGGGGCCUCUCUGUCUGAGAAGAGGCCUGUGGUUCCUCAGUAAGAAGGAAAAGGAAGCCUCAGGGAUCCAGAGUCCAGGGACCCUCACACUCCCCGUGUGUGUUACCUAUCUUCCUCACCCCAACUUGAUCACUCCUCAGUGAUCACCAGUAAAACACGUC
Messenger RNA from Microtus oregoni (creeping vole), 1508 nucleotides. It is a transcript of the gene Znf691, whose product is annotated as zinc finger protein 691. Lineage: Eukaryota; Metazoa; Chordata; Mammalia; Rodentia; Cricetidae. The transcript has 2 exons. Gene Ontology annotation, cellular component: nucleus. Gene Ontology annotation, molecular function: DNA-binding transcription activator activity, RNA polymerase II-specific; RNA polymerase II cis-regulatory region sequence-specific DNA binding. Gene Ontology annotation, biological process: regulation of transcription by RNA polymerase II. The record is from RefSeq and is a predicted model, not a curated record. Bases 73 to 924 code for a protein of 283 amino acids.